AUGGCAUUAGCCCCGUUGAUGCCAACUUAUGAAGAUGGGAAGCCCUAUGAAGGAUAUGGGGAAAGCGGCCGAUACGUGCCAACCGCACAUACUGAUAUGAUGAAUCUUCUUCGUCGUGGCGGUUACUCUUUCCAACCAGCUUCUCGGACUCCUAGCACAUCUCCGCCUCCUGGAUCAACUGGGUCAGUUAGUUCUACUGCACAGCCAUAUAUCCCUGCAAGCCUAGCUGAAUUAAUGAAUGCACCUGCGAGACUUAGCAUGCCACAUUUGCACCCAGAAAGGCUUGACGGAGCUCUAUGGUUUGAUAUUCAUCCCAAGGUCACUAAAGACAUCUGCAAAACUUGGAAAUCAAAUUUUUGGGGACCAUGGUGGAAUUACUCGAUGGUUCCCCAAGAGAAGAAAGACAUGUGGUGGGCUAGUUUUGUGCAACUGUAUUAUUGGGACAAAGAACAUGAGGAUGCAAAGAAGUUAGCAGGGUUGAAGCCUGAUUUCAUAAGCCAAGAUGAUUGGUAUCUCAUGCUCAAGAUGUGGGAGACUCCUAAACUCUCCAAUAAGUGCAAAACCAACUCAAAGAACCGCAAGGCUAAUCCACAUAACCACACUGCCGGUGCUAAAAAAACAGCUAGAAUCGAACAUGAGAUGACGAUCGCAGCUGGUGGUGUUCGACCAUCAAUUCCUGAGCUUGUCCGGAAGACCCAUACUCGAAAAGAUGGGACCUUUGUUGAUAAACGUGCAGAGUCGUUAAUCAAAGAGGCUGAGACUUUGGCUGCACAGAGGGCUGCUGCUGAUUCUGGUGAAAUAGAAACCGCCGUUGAACUGUCGUCAGAGCUGCUCACCGCUGCAUACUUGGAGAAAGCUACCACUAAGAAUGGCCAUAUCUAUGGCCCUGGAUCAUCACAAUUCAUUAACGUUGAUCCUAAAGUGUCUCCUGCCACUGCUUUUGCUCGGAACAUUGCCUUAGAAGAGAGGAUUACUAGUAUUGAAGCAAGUGUCAAAGAGAAUUUCAGCAACAUGAAGAAGUCUAUAGAGGACAACAAGGACAGCCAUGAUGCUUCAAGAAGAGCCUUAAACGUGUUGUUGCAGAUUAAUGGUAUUGAUCCUGUUACACUUAUGCCACUAACUCCUACUUCACGUUCAAAUGGAUCUUCAUCUACCGGAGCUCUUCACACUUCACACAGUCCUGUCAACUUUGGAGAUCUACCAAACCAUAACCUUCCUGGCAUAUUUGAAGAGAACUGA
Eutrema salsugineum is the source of this 1239-nucleotide messenger RNA. RefSeq lists its product as uncharacterized. The record is from RefSeq and is a predicted model, not a curated record. The coding region runs from base 1 to 1239 and encodes 412 amino acids. The transcript has 8 exons. Lineage: Eukaryota; Viridiplantae; Streptophyta; Magnoliopsida; Brassicales; Brassicaceae.